Klebsormidium nitens is the source of this 1765-nucleotide messenger RNA. The record is from the annotation of a GenBank genome assembly. NCBI's taxonomy places the organism in Eukaryota, Viridiplantae, Streptophyta, Klebsormidiophyceae, Klebsormidiales, Klebsormidiaceae.
GGGUCAGCCUGCUCAACUGACAUUGUCAGUGACAACGGGCAAAGCGAAGGAGCUGAAGUCUGAGCUUUCAAAGUCCAUGGAGGCUGGAGAACUAAGGGGCUCGCCAGCCAAAUCUGCACAUUUCAGGUGCUAGAAAAGUGGAAGAAGCAAGGUUGCUUGAUUAUAUUAGUUGGGGCCCAAGGGAUAAUUCUGCCCCCAAGCACGACCGAAUGGCUUCCCAUGCGCGCAGGUCUAUGAGUCGGAGCCGGCAGUAUAGUGACUCAGGGGGCGAUCUGGAUGGGGACGCAACAAUGGGCCCCGAGACAGGGGCGCCGGGUCGGGCUGCCCCCUCCGGCAGGUCUGUUGAGCCGGAGGCGCCUGCGGACGUUUUGGUGGAGUUCAUUGUCGAAAAGCUGAAGCUGCUCAACUAUGAGAAGGAGUUCUGCAAACGGAGGCGACCUCCAUGGCCGCCCCUCGCGCGAACGUACUUUGCAUACCCGUCCAACAACGCAAACGAACAGCUCUUCUACUUCACAAGCCUGGUGACGUUUCUCCUCUCGCUCUCGGGAAGGCGCUUCAAGGAGCCCGGCCAGUUCGACGACCCAAACGCCACGUGUACCAAUAUCCUGAUGGAGCUCCAAAACCUGGGCUUCGCCCCUCCCAGCUUUCCACCCGCAAAGCUCAAGCAGGGCUACGGCGACGCGGUGUGUGGCGUGUUGGACGGACUCGCCAGCCUGGCGCUCGAGAAGCAGAAGUUCGUUUUCCGAGCGCCCGUCUACAAGUCCGAAAGUUAUCCGGAAGAAGCAGAAGCCGACGAGGAGGGGGACGAGGACGACAUCUUAGACGAGGCAAUGAUGCCGGAUCUGGACGACGAUGAUGACGCACUCGUCGGAGUGACGUCACGUGACACGGGGGCGGGCCCCAGCAUUGCACUGCAAGCGCCCCUCGAAUCGAAAGUCGAUCCCGCGGAAUGGAAGCUGGAGCUCGAACGCGUCGGGCCACAGCUCCGGCUGACUGUGGUCGCGGACGUGAAGGACUGGCGGACGCAUCUCGAGCAGGCGUCCCAGCAGCACGGCGAGAUUGCCAAGUCACUGCCGGAGGGUAAAGGACAACUAGACAAGGUUGAGUCGGAGGUCGCGGCCGCGCUCGAGAAGCUGAGCACGCGAGAAAAGUACAUCAACAGCCAGUUUGUCGAGCUGACGCAGGACUACCGGACGAAGCGCGACGUGCUGUCCGAGAAGCAGGAGGCGUACAACAAGAGCAUGGACAGCAUCGCCAAGCUCACGGACGAGCUCGCGCACAUCUCGGAGCGCCUAGAGAGCAUCAAGCAAACGAUGGACGAGCGAGGAAACGACAUCUCGGACAGCUCGCCGCUGGUCAAGAUCAAGAAAGCCAUUGAAGCCUUGAAAAGUGAGCUGAAGCAAAUGGAGGUGCGCAUUGGCGUGGCGGAGCACACUCUGCUGCAGGUGAACCUGAAAAGGCGCGACAAAGGAGCGUUGAAUGGCGCUUACAACAAGGAAGAACUGUACUGACCAGAUAUGUUCGGGCACCGUAUCGGUGAUGCGUAGGCUCUCUUAAUAGGCUCGCUAUUUAACAUUGAGGCGUUUAGACGUGGGUUGCACGUGUAUGUGACGAAGUACGACAAGCCGUGAAUGCCAAAAUGAGCAGCCAGUGUUUUGACGGCUACGAUGAACUGGAUCUCUUGAUGGACAUUGAAGUGCACUUUGCUUGUGGCUCAACCCGGUCAUGGCUCCAACCCCAAGCUGAUCUUUCGACAUCUUUCCCC